Messenger RNA from Brassica oleracea var. oleracea, 657 nucleotides. RefSeq names its product glutathione S-transferase T3-like. NCBI's taxonomy places the organism in Eukaryota, Viridiplantae, Streptophyta, Magnoliopsida, Brassicales, Brassicaceae. Bases 1 to 657 code for a protein of 218 amino acids. The transcript has 2 exons. The record is from RefSeq and is a predicted model, not a curated record.
AUGGAAUUUAAUCCUUUUACUGAGCCUUCAAACUUUGUUGACCUGCUUAGCAGUGAACAGAAUGUUGUCUUUGGUAAUGUACCCGAGUCACAGCUUCCCUUCUUUGCUUGUCAAGCCACGCACGAUUCGAACAUUGGUGAAGAGACUCAAGGCAGCCGUAAGGAGAGGAGGACGUGGUCUCCAACUGACGAUGUUGUGCUCAUAGAUGCAGUAGUAGGGAAUGAACAGAGGUCUAUUGCAUUCUGGAAGAGAAUUGAUGCGUACUACAACGCUAGUCCUAAACUUGUUGGGUGUGAAAAGCGAGAGGCAGCUAACUGUAAGAAUCGUUGGCAGAAGAUAAAUGACCUUGUUUGCAAGUUUUGUGGAGCUUUUGAAGAUGCGACCAGAGAGAGAACCAGUGGGCAAAAUGAAGCUGAUAGUGAGUUGUCUACGGCUAAAGCUGAGGGAAGCUCUAAAAAGAGGAAGAGUAUGGACGUUUCUCACUCUGCAAGCUCUAAAGCAAUUGAUGUAGACUCUGGUGAUGAAGCAACAACUCGUCCCCCUAGAGUUAAGGCAGUAAAAGGUCGUUCUAAGAAGCCAAUUGGUGAUGCAAAGGACUACGAAGAGUUUCAGAGAAUGUGGAGUCUGAAGAAGGAGGAUUUGACUAUAAAGAAAUAG